AUACGAUUAUGAAAAUAAAUUGAUUAUUUUGGAUAAACCUAUGUGGAAGUGUUUGUUUAUUUUCUCAUAUUAAACUUAAUCUAUGCAACCUAUUAAUGAUAGUAAUUCAUUUAAAUAAUCAGUUUAAUAGCUUCUAUGUUCACUUUAAUAUAAUUUUGCUUUUCGCGUUAACAACAGUAAAAUCGUGAUUUCUUAUCGAGUUGAAGUAGUUACAAUAUGAUGAAGCCUGUUAAAAGUUUCUUAGACAUUCCAACCUUAAAAAGUUGGCCUUUGCUCGAUCAUACUUAUUUAUUUUUACCAGGCGGAAAAUACAAAUCCGAGCGGUUAACAGAAGCUGUAAAAGACAUUAGUAGUAAAUUAGGUCCUAUAUUUCGUCUAAAAUUAGGUGGUACUGACAUGGUCAUAACAACAAACGCCGAUGAUACUGAAACCCUUUUUCGAAAUGAGGGUAUCCGACCAGUAAGACCAUCUUUUCCCGCUCUUUAUCACUACAGACAAAAAUGCUUUCACAGCGUAGGUGUAGUACCUGCCGUAGGUGAAGAAUGGUACAAGUUUAGAACCGGUGUAAAUCCGCUAUUAAAAAAUAGUAUUACAGAUUUUUAUAUAAAGGAGCAUGAAGACGUGGCGAAAAAUUUUGUCAGAUACAUUCACAACGAAAUCGGGGAUGAUAAUAUGUUGAGGGAUGUUGUCGAACAUGUUUUAAAAUUUGCUAUAGAAGCCAUUUCUGUUGUUUGUCCUGGUUAUCGACUGAGUUGUACUUCAGAGACUACUAGUGAACAAACUGAAAAAAUUAAAAAUGCUAGUAAGGAUUUCAUGGAAGGAAUUUAUAAGACCAUGAUAGGUCCUAGUUUAUGGAAGUGGUUUGAAACUCCUGCUUAUAAACAAUUGAGAUCUUCGCACGAACUUAUUUAUAGUACCCUGAAGAUUUUCUUGAAUGAUUUAAAAAAGGUAUAUAUCAACAACCCAGAUCAUUUGAAAGAGACACAGCCUUACAUGUAUACACUUUUCCAUAACAAACAUCUUUCUUCCGAAGAUUGUAAUAUGUUAGCAAUCGAGGUUUUUUUAGGAGGAAUUGAUACUACUGCUACAGUUACUGCACUUACACUUUUUUAUCUAGCUCGAGAUAAAGAGGUACAAGAAACAGCCAGAAAGUCAAUUUGUAGAAAUGAAUAUCUUAAAGCAUGUAUUAAGGAAACACUGCGUUUAUCACCAACAGCUGGGGCUAAUGGCAGAAUUACAGCUAAGGAUACUGUAAUAGGAGGUUAUUUAGUCCCGAAAAAUAUUCUGGUAUCUGCGUUUAGUUCUGUAACAUCUUGUAGUGACCAAUAUUUUGAGAAAGCUAACGAAUACAAUCCGGAUAGAUGGUUGAGGUCCUCAAAUCGAUCAUUCCAUAAGUUCGCGUCUCUACCUUUUGGUUAUGGUCCCAGGAUGUGUCCCGGUAAAAAAAUAGCUGAAAAUGAGAUUGCAGUGCUACUAAAAGAAAUACUGAAUAAUUUUACUUUGGAUGUAGAAGACAAAAGUGAUAUAAGGAUGGUAUAUCGAAUGAAUAGGAUUCCUGAUAGACCAAUUGAUAUAAAGUUUUUGAAAAGAGAAAGAUGAAAAACUUGGAGAUUUUUUGAUAUAAUAAGGACAAGACUCGAAGAUCUUUAAAGAUUUAUAGUUAAUAUGGCAACAACGGUAUGAAAAUUAGGAAAAAUUAUGUUCAUAAACGAAAGGAGUAAGUAGAAAUCGCUAAAUAUUUAUUACCUCAUUGUACAACAAUACAUAAUGUCUUAAUUUACAAUUUUUAUAUACAAAUUCUUUAAAUGUUUCACUAGCUUACAAUAUUUAUAUAAAUUUUGUACAAUAAAAUUUGAUUUUUAAAGCUUA
Diorhabda sublineata is the source of this 1869-nucleotide messenger RNA. RefSeq names its product cytochrome P450 CYP12A2-like. The coding region runs from base 217 to 1599 and encodes 460 amino acids. Gene Ontology annotation, molecular function: monooxygenase activity; heme binding; iron ion binding. The record is from RefSeq and is a predicted model, not a curated record. Lineage: Eukaryota; Metazoa; Arthropoda; Insecta; Coleoptera; Chrysomelidae. The transcript is spliced from 7 exons.